Molecule: messenger RNA, 4143 nt
Organism: Nothobranchius furzeri (turquoise killifish)
Lineage: Eukaryota; Metazoa; Chordata; Actinopteri; Cyprinodontiformes; Nothobranchiidae
Product: neuropeptide FF receptor 2
Biological process (GO): regulation of cAMP-dependent protein kinase activity; G protein-coupled receptor signaling pathway; regulation of adenylate cyclase activity
Cellular component (GO): plasma membrane
Molecular function (GO): opioid receptor binding; peptide binding; neuropeptide receptor activity
Source: RefSeq, a predicted model, not a curated record
AACGCACAGGACUUCAUGUGGGAUGAAAGUGUGCAGCUUUUUCAUCUGAACCAGUGUGAAAUGGAUUUUAAUUAUUUGUAAACCGAGAAGAGAAGAAUCUAAUCUAAGUGUUGUAAGAUAUCACAAUGCCAGAGAAUCUACCUUUAAAUUCUACCUGGGAGGACCGCAAUUUCUCCAGCUCCUCGGAAUAUCAGGAUGAUCGUUCCACCCGUCAGAACAUCACCUACGUGGAUUCCUACCUCCACGAGCCGGCCGUGGCGGCUGUUUUCACAGCAUCGUACCUGCUUAUCUUCAUGGUGUGCAUGGUGGGCAAUGGGGUGGUAUGUUUUAUCUUGCUACGCAGCAGGAACAUGCGCACCGUCACCAAUCUGUUCAUUCUGAAUCUUGCCAUCAGCGACCUGCUGGUUGGAAUAUUCUGCAUGCCAACCACGCUUGUGGACAACAUAAUAACAGGAUGGCCUUUUGGAAGCAUUGUGUGUAAGCUAAGUGGGAUGGUUCAAGGGAUAUCUGUAUCAGCAUCUGUGUUUACCUUAGUCGCAAUAGCUGUUGACAGGUUCCGCUGCAUUGUCUACCCUUUCAAGCAGAAGCUGACCAUCACCACCUCGAAGCUGAUUAUCGUCGUCAUAUGGGUGCUGGCUGUGUUCAUCAUGUGUCCCUCUGGGGUCAUGCUCCAGGUGACAAAGGAGCAGACCGUACGGAUAGUUCUUGGUCCCAGCGGCAACACUCGUCCCUUUUACUGGUGUCGGGAGGACUGGCCGAGUCAGGAGAUGCGGAAGAUCUACACCACUGUGCUUUUUGCAAAUAUCUACCUUGCUCCUCUCAGCCUCAUUGUCAUCAUGUAUGCGCGCAUCGGUUUCACCCUCUUCAAGACCACUCUUCCUCCUGGAUGGGGCAGUGGGACAGCACACAGGGAAGGCGGUGGCCACAAGUUCAGCAUGGACAGUCGCCAAACCAUCUCGAGGAAGAAGAAGCGUGUGAUAAUGAUGCUUGUGUUGGUGGCUCUGGUUUUUGUUUUGUCUUGGCUGCCUCUGUGGACGCUGAUGAUGCUGAGCGACUAUGCCAGCUUGACAGAGCAUCAGCAUCGAGUCAUUAAUAUCUACGUGUACCCGUUUGCCCACUGGUUGGCCUUCUGCAACAGCAGCGUCAAUCCCAUCAUUUACGGUUUCUUCAAUGAGAACUUUCGUCGAGGCUUCCAGGCAGCCUUUAAAUUCCAGCUGUGCUCUGUGGACAUUGUGCGUCAGAGAACCUUCUCCCGUCGUAUCAGAGGGAACGCCGUGCUCCCGCUCCAGCCCACAGCCUCGCAUAGAUCGGGCUCUAGGGCUGGGUCAGCGUUUGAUGCGAAUGGAAAGUGCUCAUGCCAGGAAGAACAGUGCUUUUCGGGUAGAAAUGAUGUUAGGGAACAAGAUCUGAUCAUGGAGGAUUUGGAAGUGUCACAUAUUUAGAGUUAGACUUGAACUAGGCUUUACGGACCGAUACCAACACUUGUGGUUCAUCCAGGACCAUUACAGUGUAAUGGGCUUGCCACACGGGAGGCGACAUCGCCUCUCCUCCAUUCAUUUUCAAUGAAACAUGCGCGACAAAACGAUAAUCGCGGGUCUCUCUCCUACUAAGCGAAACGCGAAAAACGUGCGUGUGAAAUUUUGCGCUCGUGCACGUGUCGUGCACAGGCGACCCAGCAACGCGAUCCCAGAAAGUUAAAACAUUUUCAACUUUUCAUCGCUGUCGCUCGGACGAGGACCAAUCAACGGAGGUUUCAUUCACUGACCAAUGAGCGGACAGGAUGCUCCGUACAUCUCCGAGCAAACAUGGAGGAGAAGUUGAUUAUUAUGUUUUAUAUAGUAAAAUCAGAAGUAAGAUUUCACAUAACUCUAGCAGCACCUUGUGAAACAUCAUAUCUACCGCUUUAUUAACUCUGAACCGCUUAAAUAACCUUAAUUCCCUCCAACCUGACACAGCCAAGCAAAACAACGGAAGUUUAGAUUUCGCCAUGGAACAGAACGCGUAGACGGCUUUGCCGCUGGCCGCUGCCGCGGAUCGCCUCCCGUGUGUCGGGUAAUAAAAGCGACGGCGACAAAUUUCGCUGAUCGCGGUCAUUUGUCGCCUCCCGUGUGUCGAGCCCAUAACCCUGUUCAUGCUUGUUGGAAGUAAGUAUCCUCGGAUACUCUGCAGUAUUUGUUACCAUGAGUCACUAUGACUGUUGUAUAUGAUGUAAAUACAAAUAACAGUAUAAUAAGACAUUCAAGCUCCUGAAAACUUGAUUAAAAUGAUUUUUGUUUUAAAUAAAUUAAUAGGCAUCCUGUAAUCUUCACGAGUGAUGCUGGGAUUGUGUUUCUUAGUAAAUGGCAAAUUUGUAUUUGUAUAGUGCCUUCUAGGGUUCCACAACCCCCCCAAGGCACUUCGCAACACAAUCAGUCAUCCAACCAUGCACACAAACAUUCACACGCUGGUGUUGAUGAGCUACAGUGUAGCUACAGCUGCCCUGGGGCGCACUGAUAGAAGUAACAUUACUCUAGGACCACGUUUUCCAGAAAACGAAUGCAUUACUAUUUCCAAACCAGUUUUCUGAUUAAAGUCACUUAUCCAAGUUACUGUGUUGAUAUUUUUGCCAUUUCUUUAGUAAAAAGAUACAUUUGCUUCGCUGUUGAGUCUUGGUGUCACGCAUGUAACAAGUCACAUUUUCAGCACGAGGACAGCUCACGUGUAAACCAAGCAGCCAGUAACACAAACAUAAACAACAAUGAAGAGGGGAGGACAAUGUUUCAGCUAAAGAUGAGUCCGUUUUAACUCUGUGCUGUUGAGAGCUUCAGAAACACUAUGUCAAAGUUUGGGCAGCCUAGCAAAUCUUCGUGAUUUUUAAAUCGUUAACGAUAAAAAAUGUCAGUGAAAUAUAUCAUUAGGAGACACACACAGUGAUAUUUGAGAAGUGAAAACAAGUUCAUAGGAUUUACAGAAAGUGUGCAAUAAUUGUUUAAACUAAAUUAGACAGGUGCAUACAUUUGGGCACUGUUGUCAUUUUAUUGAUUCCAACACCUUUAGAACUAAUUAUUGGAACUUGAAAUUGGUUUAGUAAGCUCAGUGACCCUUGACCUUUGGCACACUUCACACAAGGAGAUGCUGCAUGUGAGAGUGAUGCAGAGGAAGUCUUUUCUCCACCCACAGAACAAACAGAGCUGUUUGAGGUUUGCUAAAGAGCAAUUGGACAAGCCAGCUUCAUUAUGGAAUAAGGUGCUGUGGACUGAUGAAACUAAAACAGAGUUAUUUGGGCAUAACAAGGGGCGUUAUGCAUGGAGGAAAAAGAACAUAGCAUUCCAAGAAAAACGCCUGCUACCUACAGUAAAACAUGGUGGUGGUUCCAUCAUGCUGUGGGCUGUGUGGCCAGUGCAGGGACUGGGAAUCUUGUUAAAGUUACGGGAUGCAUGGAUUCAUCUCAAGAUCAGCAGAUUCCGGAGACCAAUGUGGCUGGCUCUUUCAACAAGACAACCACUCUAAACACUGCUCAACAUCUACUAAGGUAUUCGUGCAGAGGAACAAGUAGAACAUUCUGGAAUGGCCAUCUCAAUCCGCAGACCUGAAGAUUAUUGAAAAUCUGUGGUGUGAGUUCAAGAGAGCUGCCCAUGCUCAAAAGCCACCAAACCUGAAUGAACUAGAGAGGUUUUCGAAAGAAUGGUCCAAAAUACCUUCAACCAGAAUCCAGACGCUCAUUGGAAGCUAUAGGAAGCGUUAGAGGCUGUUAUUUCUGCAAAAGGAGGAUCUACUAGAUUUUUAGUUCAUUCAUUUUGCCUAAUUUAGUUCAAACAAGUAUUGCACACUUUUUGCAAACCUAUAAACUUUGUUUCACUUCUCAACUGUUACUGUGUGUGCCUCCUAAUGAUAUUUUUAACUGAAACGUUUUAUCGUAACAACCAACACCUUAUACAGGAAUAUAAUGAAGAUUAACAAGGCUGCCCAAACGUUCACAUCCCACUGUAUUUGGAGUCUCACCACAACUGUCCUUCUUAAAUUGUAUCCAUUUUCUGCUCAGGAAGUAGUCUUUAAGUUGAAACUACAUUUUUAGGAGAUGCAUUGUUGAUUUUACUGUUCAAAUGCACUUCCAGUAAAGUGAGUAUUAGUAAACAAGUUGUCAAGUUAUUUGUGUGUGCCUGU